Molecule: messenger RNA, 6839 nt
Organism: Monodelphis domestica (gray short-tailed opossum)
Lineage: Eukaryota; Metazoa; Chordata; Mammalia; Didelphimorphia; Didelphidae
Gene: HNRNPAB
Product: heterogeneous nuclear ribonucleoprotein A/B
Biological process (GO): regulation of gene expression
Cellular component (GO): nucleoplasm; chromatin
Molecular function (GO): RNA binding
Source: RefSeq, a predicted model, not a curated record
GUCCACUUGGCUUUUUGUGGUUUUUCAGUCUCUAAGGAAAACGCUUCAAUGUUUUUUUUCCCCCUACCUGGAAGGGGUUGCGUCUUCGGGUCAAGACUAAUAAAAAAUGCUCUUCGCACUUUUUUUCACCUUUGGGCUCUUCCCCGCCGCCGCUGCCGGGGCCACCAUGUCUGAAGCGGCCGAGGAGCAGCAGCUGAUGGAAACGGCCGCUACCGAGAACGGCCAUGAAGCAGCCCCCGAUGGGGAGCCGCCGAGCGAGGCCGCGAGCGGGACCGGGACCGGGACUGGGACCGGGACUGGGACUGGGACUGGGACUGGAACCGGGACCGGGACUGGGUCCGGGAGUGGGUCUGGGGCGGCGGCCCCGGCGACGGCGCCUCCUGCGGCCCCAACCGGGAGCCAGAACGGGGCGGAAGGCGACCAGAUCAACGCCAGCAAGAACGAGGAGGAUGCAGGGAAAAUGUUUGUAGGUGGCCUCAGUUGGGACACAAGCAAAAAGGACUUGAAAGACUAUUUCACCAAGUUUGGUGAGGUGGUUGAUUGCACGAUAAAGAUGGAUCCUAACACAGGAAGAUCAAGAGGUUUUGGGUUUAUCCUCUUUAAAGAAUCUGCUAGUGUUGAUAAGGUUUUGGAUCAGAAAGAACACAGAUUAGAUGGGCGGGUGAUUGAUCCCAAAAAGGCUAUGGCCAUGAAGAAAGAUCCUGUAAAGAAGAUCUUUGUUGGAGGACUUAAUCCAGAAGCUACAGAAGAUAAAAUCCGAGAAUACUUUGGAGACUUUGGAGAGAUUGAAUCUAUUGAACUUCCAAUGGAUCCAAAGACAAACAAAAGAAGAGGAUUUGUAUUCAUCACCUUUAAAGAAGAAGAUCCUGUUAAGAAGAUUUUGGAAAAGAAAUUCCAUAAUGUUGGCGGAAGUAAAUGUGAGAUUAAGGUGGCCCAGCCUAAAGAAGUGUACCAGCAGCAGCAGUACAGCUCUGGGGGCAGCCGAGGAGGCCGGAGCCGAGGAAAUCGAGGAUCGGGAGGUGGUGGAGGAGGAAGCGGGAGUGGUGGCAGCGGAGGCAGUGGAGGGGGAGCUCAAAGUCAAAAUUGGAAUCAAGGUUAUGGCAACUAUUGGAAUCAGGGAUAUGGCAACCAGGGCUAUGGCUAUCAGCAAGGCUAUGGCGGUUACGGCGGCUACGACUACUCCCCUUAUGGCUAUUACGGCUAUGGACCAGGCUACGACUAUAGUCAGGGCAGUACAAAUUAUGGAAAGACUCCAAGGCGUGGUGGUGGUCAUCAGAAUAACUAUAAGCCAUAUUGAGGCAGUCCUGUGCGGUAUGCAGCGGCAUGCUCAGUGUUCAGAGGGACUGCACACGUUUUAUACGGAAAUGCUCUAGGUGGACAUUAAAAUUAUGUACCAAAUUUAACUUUGCAAACUUUCUAUGGCCUGUUCAAUGUGCAUCUUAUUUAAAAUUCCCCCUUGGAAAAUGUCUUUCAUGUUGAAUAUUUACAGAUCUCUAGUUGUCUUAGACAGUGUGUGGUGUGUAAAUGCCAGUCUUAAGCAAGAUAUUAAUGAAUGAAUUUAUUAAUAGGUUAAACAGCAAUGAUUUUGAGGGUCUGCUUAAAGCCCAGCUCGGCCUCUUGGCUUGAGCAUGGCCUCUGCAAUGCUCUGGUUGUACAGAUGAAAAUGCCUCCUUUUUUUCACCUUUUUAUUUUAUAUUGUUUGUGUCAUACAUUUCCGGCAAUGGAAGUGUUAAUUUUACUGUACUUUUUGGUACCUUUUGGGAAUCUAAUGUAUUGUAAGGUAUUUUACAUGUGUCCUGAUUACCAUGACAUGGAUAUUGAAGCUAUCCUAGCUUUUGAAAUAAAAAAUUAACAAAAAACACACCCCAAACCAGCUAGUGUGCCAUUUCUUAAUCUUCCAACUAUUGAAAGAAUAUAGACAGAUCUCCCUGACAACUGACCCACAUCCCAGCUUGCUCAUCCUGGGGGCACUUGGGAAUCUAUUUCAGAGACUAGGAUAGUCUCCCACUACAGCCAACUGUCCUUAAGGCAAGAGUCGGUGUGAGGCAAAAGAGCAUGUCAUAUUUGCUGCCCCUUCAUCAAGUACAAAACUUGUUUAAGAAAAAUAUAGACAUUUCAUGGUAGCUUUAAUUGUUGAAACAAAUUUGGACAGACAUGUUCAAAAACAUUCCAUUGAAGACAUUUAGAUCUUCAAGCCUAAAAAAGGCCCAGAGCAGAGUUGAGUCAUUUGUCCCAAGGCAAAAUGGUAGAAACCAGGAUUCAUCUUCCCUGUUUUCUUUUCUGACCUUAAUUUUCUAACCACUUUGACCCAUGUCUGUCUGAUGCCUUUAAUAACAGUAAUAGAGUGGUUAGUGUGGCUAUAGUAGUGUAUAACACCUAAAAAUGUGGGUGGGGAUGAAUAUUUUGGGGAAAAGAAGUUUGGGUCUCACUGGCCCAUCUGCCUUCCAAGCCUGUGCUCUCCAGAAUUGUUAAGAUGAGCUGUUAAGAUGUAUAGCAACAGAAGCUUUUGUUUUGAGUUUAACAGGUCUGGUCGUUAUAGCCGCUGUUACAAGGUAAAUGGUGAAUAGAUUGAGUUAGAAUUUCUUGUCACCUUGGGAUGAGCUGGCAGGGUUCCUUCAUCUUUUGGGAUAUUCUCUGAACCUGUAAGCAAAAAAAGGUGCAGGAUUCAAGAUAAAAAAGUGACUUUUCAAGGUUUGGCCACUUUGGCAAACUCAUUCUGUAAUUUUAUACAAACUAACUUUUUAUGGAAACAUUAACACAUUCUCAGCUCCUUCAUCAAGUAAAAAUAUCCCUGCAACAGCCAAAAACUUUCUGGAGGGGGAAAAGCAAUUUGGCUAUUUGCUGUGAGAUGGAGAUAGAUGAUAGAUAGAAUACAAGGUGGAAGUAGAGAAACCAGCCAGAAGAAAGGUUGCCAUUGACUUUAAAGUUUAUAGCACCUUUGGGGAAGGUUCUAGAGAAUCUGAAAUUAAUGAUGUCAUCAUAAAAUUAGGGGGUUGGACUAGAUGAGUUUAUAUAAUCCAUAGUCCUCUUCUUGUAAAGUUCCACAGAUUUUCCUAUUCUCAUGGAAACAGCAGAGAAAUUGUACUCUUUGAGGCUUUGAUUCAGUCUUGGUGGGACAGAGUCCCAGGUUUUUUAAUCUGGAUGCCCACAGGGCUCUGUUGCUCUCCAGUCAGUCAUAACACCCUGCUGCCCAGUUAUGGCUGAAGAGCCAUGUCAGUUCUGUUUCUAGGCUUUAGAUACGAAGCAUAUCAGAACUUAAAUCUCCCAGCAUUUCAUUCAUAUCUGUAGGUAUUAAAAAGUUUUUCAUAAAGACUAUUAUAUAUCUCGCCUGUAACAUACACAUGGUUAUACAUCAAGGAAGACAAUAGUGGGACCCAAAUGAAUAUUCCUAUAUGGGUGUGUACUCAACCCCUGACCAAUCUGGAGUACUUUUUAAGAGAGUUUAAUAACUCUGGAUGACAUAUCUUGCCUGUCGGGAAAGAAAUUCUGGGAGACACAGAUCCCUAAUCCUAAGGGAGUUGAACAGGACAGUAGCCCUUGAUAGCCUCUGUCAGCUCUUUGGUGUGGGCUUAAAAGGCAUUUUAAAAUUUUGAGGGCAAAUCUUCCAAGAGUGAAAGGGCCUCAGGCAGUAAUCUGCCAGGAUGAAAGGAACAGUUGAGUCUUGAAACGCCAUACUCACCCAGGUUUCCCAGGGAAGACCUAGCCAGCUCAUUCGACACUUUGAAGGGUUUCACAGGUGCUCAUGUUUUUCUCCAUUUCUGGGGAUACAGAAUAAGGUCAGUUAACACGAACUAGCUAAGCUUCAAAGUUAUAAGUGGUUGGGGCUAGGGAGGAAGGGAAAAGUAAUCAAGGAAGUAGGUAUAUAUGGUUAUUGAAUAAAGGAACCUACUUGGGCAGGGGUUUGGAAAUUACAUAUUGGGUUGUUUCUCUCGCGUGAAUAUGAGAGAGCCCAGGGGAGACACACAGGUAGACUGACCCUGUAGUUAUUUAUACCCAUGACCAAUUGUAAGGUCUGCUUGGGUAAGUUUUCUACUAGAUAUAGUGGCCCACAGUAAUUUCUGCUUGCCAAUGGCACAAUCAUAACAGCUGGCAUUUAGUGCUUUAACAUGCAAAACACUUUACAAAUACCUCAUUUGAUCCUAAGAUGGUAGGUGCUAUUGUAUCCCCAUUUUACAGAAGAAACUGAGGAAGACAGGUUACAUAAUUUGCCCCAAGGUCGCACAGCUAGUGUCGAUGCCAUCGCUGACCUGGGUCUUCCUGCCUCCAUUCACUGCAUUAUAAGUUUUCCAACUAUGCUGUGAGCUCCAUUGCAAUGUGAUAUCCAGCACAGUAGGGGCAUAAAAAAAGAAAGCUAGAUGCAAUUAGAAUUCAGUUGGGGAGAAAAUAAGAUUCUUCCAAAGCUAUCCUGGCAUAUCAAGACAAAUCUAGGUCUUCCACUUAGGAGAUUUCAGGAGCCAGAGUUAUGCUGGGUUUCCUUAGCCAUCUAACAACUCAGAAGUACUACUAAACCUAGAGUCUACAGGAUCUCUAUGUGUGUACACACCCCAGCCUCACCCCCCUGGUCAGGACUAGCUUGUACCCUGAGAACCCAACCAUUGUGCCAAGUUUCAGGGAUGAAGAUGCUACUGCCAGCGUCUCCUUAAAUAAGUCGGUUGCAAACCAGUUUCAUCAAUAAAUACUGAGUAACCACUGUAUAUGGUGCGCCUUAAAUUACUCUGUACCUGGCCAAAAUCUCACCUGUUAAAAUUGUGUCAAUUUUGUUUGCAACUAAUCUGGCAUCGUCCAUAUUGAAGCACAUUGGAGGCUUAAAUUUCAAGACGUUUCCUCCAGGUCCAUCUGUGCUCAACAAAAUAUGGUUAUCCUUUAACCUGGAGGAACAAAAAAUGGUUGGAGGGCAAUCCAUUGAAGUUUUGCUUCUUAAGAUAUUGGUCUCUCUGACCUGGCUCUGAAACAUGAGGGCAUAUAAGAGCUGACAUUUCACAUGUCAGCUUCCCAUAUGGCUUAUCCUGAACCCAUGCCAGUGUUUAUUCCUCUUAAAUUCCCCUGCUGGUAGGGAAGGUGGAGAAGGGAGAAAAGGGAGGCUGACCUAAUCCCAAACUUAUGCUACCAAACAUCUAGUUACCCAGGAUCCAAUUUUGCACCAAUCAGAUCCCAGUAAUGGCUGCUUCUCUGAGGGGAAAGCUCCGGGUGUCAUGUCCAGACCCAAGAAAACCUUACUGACAAGCUUGAAUACAUGACUAGUGGUUUGUUGCAAGAUUAAAUCACAGUGGCACAACUUGGGAUCUAAAUGUUUGGCCGUGUUUCCUGCAAAUGAAAAUACAAAAACAAGUGCUUUGGGAAGGAUCAGCUCCCCUGGAAUGAGGGCUGUUUUGGGAUAUGGCCAUCAUGUAGGCUCCAUCUUGUUUAAGAGUGAAUUUGGGGAAAGAUCUUGAUUGAUUCAGGUAGUUGACACUUAUGUACAACAAACUUACUGUACUAAAAUCUACUGAAAGACAUUUGCUAUCCAAUGCCUACCAUGUGAAAAGGUUCUGAGGAAACUAGGAUAUAGACCUCAAGGAAACAUCGUCCUUUCUACUCUUUCUGGUCACAGAUAAGGAAAGUCAGUCCCCAAAUGGCAGAAACAUGUCCAAAAGCUAAGCAACAAAUUGGCCAGAGGCAGGACUAAACUCGGAUCUUCUGAUUUCCUAGUCAUUGUAUAUUCUUAAUACUUUGCCUUUUUGCAGUAUAAUCCUGGUGACAUCAAAGACCAGUGGGAGUGGGGGGGAGAAGGAAGCAAAUGACUCAAAAGGAAUUGGUCGCCCACAUAGUCAUCAAAAACAUGGUGGGAAGCAAGCCUGGAGACUAUUCAUGUAGAAAUAAGUCAGUUCCCUGGGCCCUUACAUGAUAAGAUCCGGAAGGGGAUUUUAACUGUUCCUAAGCAGAAAGGAUUGGGAGAGAAGCUGGACUAUGGAUAUUUCUAGUUCCUACAUAUAGGAGCCUAUUUAUAGUAUCACACAUCUAGAGCUGGCAGGGACCUAAGAGGCCUAGUCCAACCUUCUCAUUUUACAGUUGAGGGGACUUCAACCUAGGGAGCUAAAAUGACCUACACAAGUGAAAAAUGGCAGAGCUGGGAUUUGAAUCCAGGUCCUCUCAUUUCAAGGAAAUCCUCAUUGCUAUUUCCUAAGACUGAGGAUGGAAGUUGAUGAAUUCUUAAGAGCGAAAUAAAGCAGCAUGAUAAAAUUAGUUGAUAGAACUAGUGUUGGAGCCAGCAAGACCUGGGUUUGAGUCCCAUCUCCAAUCCAUCCUGGCUGUGUGAUCACUUACACCUUAGUGUCCCCCCCCCCCCCCAAACAACUAACUGUAAAGCUGGUGUUAGAGAAAGUGGGUGUUCUAUACUGGGAGGGGAAGUUCCUCAGUGGGCCUCCCAGGACCAAUAAAAUCACAAAUCAGGUUAAAAAAUAAAUUUUUUUUUUUUUGUUAAGUCCUGAAGGCUGAAAAUGUUUACCAGAUGCUUUGUGGUCUGUUUCUGAGAAGGGAAAAAAGCAGCCACUUCAUAGCACAGGAUUCUAAAUUGACAAUGCUACAAAUUAUUCCCAAUGACUUGAAAGAUUUGUCCAUUCCAUUCCAAACUUCUGGGGCUGGGGAAAAUAGGUAUUUUUGGAGAGUAAGAGUUAGUUUUAGGAGCACUGAGAGGGAUGCUUCCCUUGUGUUUAUAUUUUGUAUAUUCUUAUUUAUGUAUGUGUAAUCUCACUUAGAAUGGAAGCUCCUUGAGGGCAGGGGCUGUUUCUUGUUUGUCUCUGUAUCCCUGGUAUCUAGCAUUAUAGUAGGUGCUUAUUAAUAAAUGCUUGUUGGUUGAUUGA